This is a messenger RNA of Melanotaenia boesemani (Boeseman's rainbowfish), 2226 nucleotides long. RefSeq lists its product as uncharacterized. The transcript has 7 exons. The record is from RefSeq and is a predicted model, not a curated record. Gene Ontology annotation, molecular function: catalytic activity. NCBI's taxonomy places the organism in Eukaryota, Metazoa, Chordata, Actinopteri, Atheriniformes, Melanotaeniidae. The coding region runs from base 1 to 2226 and encodes 741 amino acids.
AUGAAGCAGUUCUGCAAGCUGUCUAAGCAGGGAAGCCCAGACUUCCCUCUCGCUGGCCACAUUCCCCAGCUUGUCCGGGGGGAUCCCAAGGAGUUCCCAGGCCAGUCAAGAGAUGCAGUCCUUCCACCGUGUCCUGGGUCUUUCUGGGGGUGUCCUCCCCGUGGGGCAUGCCCAGAAUACCUCACCAAGGAGGCAUCCAGGAGGCAUCCUGACCAGAUACUCGAGACAUCUUAUCUGGCUCCUGUUGAUGUGGACGAGCAGCGAUUACACUCUGAACCCCUCCCUGAUCACAGAGCGUCUCAUCUCACUUUGGGCCUCACUUUGCGGACUUUCCGGUUGAGUGAACGCUGGCGUGUCUGUCGCCGCUGCUCACCGACCAUUCGCUGGUUUGCUGUCGGCUGGCUCCUCGUGUCUCUUGUCCACCUGCAAGCAGGCGCACUCAUCCAGUACUCUGCUGCUGAACUUUUAAAACUUCGGCGCCACACCUGCACUCCACAGCCACCACCUGGUCUCGACAUCCAUCCGGACAUCGCCUUUCAGCCCCGUCGGAGAUACAUUCACCGCGGAUUGGGCGGUAAGCUCCAGUACAAUGACUCUUACUCCAUAAAAUCAACUUGGUCCACUACUCGCCGUCACCCCCGUAAUGCCGGCCGCGGUGUUAAUCACAAUGUCCUGGCCAGCCUGCCGAGGUCUGAUAACCCUGCGGCCAAGAACAAUUCCACCACCGUCAGCUUCGGCCUCCUUAACAUCCGCUCUCUCAGCAGCAAAGGACAUCUCAUCCAAGAUGUUCUUGUGGAUCGAAAGUUAGACUUCUUGUGCCUGACUGAAACUUGGCAGCAGCCAAAUGACUUUGCAUCGCUCAACGAGUCAGCCCCGCCGGGGUUUGUUUACACCUGCCUGCCUCGCGCGUGUGGCAGGGGCGGAGGUCUCGCGAUGUUACACCGCGAGAGUUGGAAAGUCGUGCCCGUCCCUGCUGAUCCCGUGUUCUCCUCGUUCGAGUACUCUGCCUCACUGCUGCCUGGACCCUCUCCUACAAUUGUUGCUACUAUCUACCGUCCUCCAAAACAUAAUAAGGACUUUUUAAAUGACUUCUCCAAUCUCCUUACACUUUUCUCAUCUCUGACAUCAAACACAAUUAUUCUUGGUGACUUUAAUAUUCAUAUGGACAAUAACAGUAAUGCUCUCUCCAAAAACUUGUUAUCUUGUCUAGAAAGUUUUGGUCUGCAACAAUACAUUAAUUUCCCAACUCACUGUAAAGGUCAUAUCCUGGAUUUAGUCUGCUGCUCUGGUAUCACUCCCUUCGACUGUAAACCACAUAUGCUCCCGUACACUGACCAUAGACUCAUUACUUUCAAUGUCAACCUCCUUCUGUCCAGAAUCAUUCUCCCCCGGACCAUCUCAUUCCGUAGAGUUAAGGACAUCAACAUUGAGACUUUUUCUUCUGAAAUUAUCAAUUUUCCCAGUCCACAUGCCAACAGCUCACCGGAUGACCUGGUUUCCCACUACAACAACAAUCUCCAUACUCUUCUGAAUACUCAUGCUCCACUGAAAACCAGAUCUGUCUCUUUCACCCGCUCAGCUCCCUGGUUCACUCCUGCCCUCCGUCAGCUCAAAUCCCAAGGACGACAACUGGAACGACUCUAUAACAAAACUGGACUCACUAUACACAAAGAAAUGUACAAUAACCAUGUAAUGCUAUACAAGGACAGUCUCUCCUUAGCAAAAUCUGCUUAUUACUCUGGUGUCAUCCAGUCCAAUCAACACAACUCCAGAACUCUCUUCUCUCUCCUCACCAAUAUUACAAAGCCGCCUGACUCUCUUCCCCACCACAUGCAAUCCACUGACUUCUGUAACUCACUCAUGUCUUUCUUUGUCUCCAAAAUCUCCGACAUUCACCAACAUCUGGCCUCGUGGGGAGCUGCAGUCUCUGGAGUGGACUUCACCGCCCCCUACUCAUCCCCCAUAAUCACAUUCUCCAGUUUUAUUCUCCCCUCCAUCCAAGCCAUCUCUGAAUCUAUGCUCAAAUCCAAACCCUCUACCUGUCAGCUCGAUCCAAUCCCUACAGCUCUUGUCAAAACCUGCCUCUCCCCACUUGCUCCCCUCAUCACCAACAUCAUUCACUCCUCCCUAAUUUCUGGAACUGUCCCUCUUGCACUUAAAACCGCUACAGUAAAGAAUAAUCUUCUCCCUCAACCUGAGUUAUACAUUCAUAUGUCUGCAACAUGA